Molecule: messenger RNA, 764 nt
Organism: Saccostrea cuccullata (small rock oyster)
Lineage: Eukaryota; Metazoa; Mollusca; Bivalvia; Ostreida; Ostreidae
Exons: 2
Source: RefSeq, a predicted model, not a curated record
CUCUUUUGACCGAUCUUUGAUCCAGUACAAUAACUUGUGGGCAUAAUUUAACUAUGUUGUAUGAUAUCAACGUAUAGCUAGGGGCUUAGAUGUUCAGCGAUAUUCAGUAUCAAAAUCUCCAUUCAGAAUUUAAUUUUCGUCUCGCGUCGGUGGUUUCGAGGACGCAUUUCAAAUUCUGGAACAAAAAAGGUAAGAGAUUACCUGUGUCCGGUGAAAAUCAAUUGACAAUGAGAUCAAUAUUGACCAAAACAACAGUUCACAAUAUUUAGAAGCUUCUACCGCCAUUAGUAAUGUUUUAGUCAGGUGUCUAAAUUUACAACCAAUGACUCAGGGCAGAAAGGUGUGUCGACACAUGGUCGUUUGUUGUGCACAGUGAAAAGAAACAAAAAUGGCGAUAGACCGAAAAAUUUCUAUCUUCGGUUUAGCGGCGAUUGGAGUGUUGAUUUUAGGCGGAAUUCUUCAUAUUGUGGCCAUAGCCUCGCCAUACUGGCACUUGACCUCUUCUAGACUAUAUACAGGAAAAGUGUUACAGAUAGGAAAUGCCGGUUUAUGGAUAGAAUGUAUAUCUUGGACAGGAGCCACAAAAUGUAUGUCACCCAGCAUAGCCGAUGAAGCCUGGAUGGGUGGUGCACGAGCAAUGGCCAUUCUGGGUAUGUUGACAGGAAGUGCAUCAUUAAUUCUUCUAGGACUGUACACAUUUCUGAGAUUAGAGACCUGGAGCAGAAUUCUAAAACUGUCAUCCAUUGGAUCCAGUAUUGGUGCAG